CUAUCAUUUACUCUGUGGACUGGUCUUUCAGGCUGUGUGAGGAGAAGGAAGCUCUGACACACUUUGUUACAUGUUAAAACUAUCAACAUGAUCCCUGUGCUGGUGGCUGUUUCUGUGUUGGCAGUGACGGUGCUGUACUUCCUCCUGCGAGGCUCUGCAGGAGAGAAGAAGAAGACGCAGCCUGUCACUCUGCAGGACCCUGCGGUCAAAUAUCCUCUCCAGCUAAUAGAAAAACAGGAAAUCAGCCAUGACACAAAGAAAUUUCGGUUUGGCCUUCCCUCUUCAGCUCAUAUCCUUGGACUGCCAGUAGGUCAGCAUGUGUACCUGUCAGCCAAGGUGAAUGGCAGUCUGGUGGUCAGAGCCUACACGCCAGUCUCCAGUGAUGAGGACCAGGGAUAUGUCGACCUUGUGGUAAAGGUGUACUAUAAGAACAGUCACCCCUCCUUCCCAGAUGGAGGGAAGAUGUCUCAGCACCUGGACAACAUGGCUGUUGGAGACACCAUUGACUUCAGGGGACCCAAUGGACUGCUGGUCUAUAAGGGGAAUGGUCAGUUUUCCAUCCGACCUGACAAGAAGUCAGAGCCGAAGGUUCAAAAGUUUAAGCACGUUGGCAUGAUCGCUGGUGGAACAGGUAUAACUCCUAUGCUGCAGUUAAUUCGCAGGAUCACAGAAGACCCCAAUGACAACACCAAGUGCUCUCUCAUAUUUGCUAAUCAGACUGAAAAAGAUAUUCUACUGAGGGAGGAGCUGGAGGAGGUGAAGAAGAACCAUCCUGACAAAGUUAAGGUCUGGUACACGCUGGACAAACCUCCACAGGACUGGCGCUACAGCUCAGGGUUUGUGACCUCCGACAUGAUCAAGGACCACCUCCCUGCUCCGUCCACUGAUGUCCUGGUUGUCCUGUGCGGUCCACCACCGAUGAUCCAGUAUGCCUGUCUGCCAAAUCUAGACAAGCUGGGACACAAAACAGAAAACAUCUUUGCAUACUAAUUUUGUGAUUUACUAUAAAACUGGUUUAUUCUCUGUAAUCAUCCAGUCACAAAACAAAACCAUAUCAAUGUAUGAACACUACUGAUGAUCUAAUACUAUCCAACAUCACAGGGGUAUUAUGUAUGCCUAAUGCUGAUAAGACUACUUUUGUCAUUUAAACAUGUGUGAUUUUCGAUGUCAUUGACACAUUGACACUUGGUGCAAACCUGUACCAUAAAAUGUGUAUGUAAUUGCCAUCAAAAUGACCCAGUAACAUAAAUGUUCAAGAGACUCAGGUGUACUAUACAGUAUCAAACUGCCUCUCUGUGCUUACCUUUUAUACAAGACAACUGUCACUUUUAAAAUGAAACUUUUUGGGCUAAAAUGUACAUUUCUGUGAAAUAAAGACAUAAAAACUGAA
Thunnus maccoyii (southern bluefin tuna) is the source of this 1390-nucleotide messenger RNA. Its product is annotated as NADH-cytochrome b5 reductase 2. The record is from RefSeq and is a predicted model, not a curated record. Gene Ontology annotation, molecular function: FAD binding; oxidoreductase activity. NCBI's taxonomy places the organism in Eukaryota, Metazoa, Chordata, Actinopteri, Scombriformes, Scombridae. The transcript has 9 exons. Gene Ontology annotation, cellular component: mitochondrion. The coding region runs from base 88 to 990 and encodes 300 amino acids.